This is a messenger RNA of Colletes gigas, 3504 nucleotides long. Its product is annotated as phospholipid-transporting ATPase IF-like. Lineage: Eukaryota; Metazoa; Arthropoda; Insecta; Hymenoptera; Colletidae. Gene Ontology annotation, biological process: phospholipid translocation. The record is from RefSeq and is a predicted model, not a curated record. The coding region runs from base 1 to 3402 and encodes 1133 amino acids. Gene Ontology annotation, cellular component: endoplasmic reticulum; plasma membrane; trans-Golgi network. Gene Ontology annotation, molecular function: magnesium ion binding; ATPase-coupled intramembrane lipid carrier activity; ATP hydrolysis activity. The transcript is spliced from 19 exons.
AUGUUCGUGGCAGACGUCAGUAGCUUGACGCUGGGAGACAAGGGUAGCUCAACUUCCACAUACACAGACCAUAGGAUUAUAAUUAUCAGUCCGGACAAUAAUCCGUCGAAAACAGUAUUUCCAACUAAUCGUAUCGUAUCAAAGAGGUAUACGAUCUGGAACUUUAUACCGAAGAAUCUCUUUGAACAGUUCAGACGAAUUGCGAACAUGUAUUUUCUCAUAUCGGCAUUGAUAUCUGCCAUGAUAGUGUCCCCUAUUUCACCUUGGACUAGUGCUUUACCUUUGAGCUUCGUCGUAUUCGUGACCGCGUGCAAACAAGGAUACGAGGACUACCUUCGACACGUAGUGGACAAACGUAUGAAUCGGGCAAUGGUCACCGUAAUCCGUAAUAAAUGCUUACAGACCAUUCACCGCCAACAAAUAGUAGUUGGCGACCUGGUGAAGGUUGUUCGGGACGAGGACUUACCCUGCGAUCUCUUGCUUCUCUCCAGCUCAGAAAACUCGGAUCGUUGUUACGUCACCACAUCCAAUCUUGACGGUGAAACGAAUUUAAAGACGUUAAUGGUUCCGAAGGUGCUUUCGGACGUGUUAGAAUCGCAAAUAGUGUCCAUGGAGGCCAGUGUCAUCUGUCAACAUCCUUCGUCCGAUCUCUACAGCUUCCACGGCAAGCUGGAAAUUAAUAACGGCGAGAAUGAUCCAGCCAGCGGACAUUUGACGAUCGACAAUCUAUUGCUCCGAGGAUCCAGACUGAAAGACACUGAUCACAUUAUCGGGUGCGCGGUUUACACAGGCCAGGAUACAAAACUGUCCCUUAAUUCGAAGAUCAGAAGCAACAAAUUCUCCACCAUCGAAAAGAGCAUCAAUAAGUACAUCAUCGGAUACAUGAUACUGCUUGUGAUCGAAGUAAUAGAAUCUUGCAUGAUGAAAAUUGUGAUAGGCUCAACGGCGAACUGGAAAUCCUACAUCGGUACCAGUGACGAUAUUACCUUCUCCUCGCUGAUCAAUGACUUUUUUGGCUUCACGAUCCUAUAUAACUACAUUGUGCCCAUAUCGUUAUAUGUCACCAUAGAAUUACAAAAAUUCCUCAGUUCGUUUUUCUUCAGCUGGGAUAUCGAUAUGUACGACCCAAGCACCGAUCAACCUGCAUUGGCUAACACGUCGGACUUGAACGAGGAACUCGGUCAGGUCGAGUACCUGUUCACUGACAAGACCGGUACGCUUACUGAAAAUCUGAUGGUGUUCAGACGUUGUUCGAUCAACGGGAAAACAUACAUGGAAAAGGAUUGCGACGGGUUUCUGUAUCAGUUGCCUGCUAGCGGACGCGAAGAGGAAGCCAAGAAGCUAACGGCAUGGGAGCCAAGCAUCUGGCACUUCAUGAUAAGCAUCUCUCUGUGCCACUCGGUUCAAAUCACACCUCCGAGUCAAAAGCUAAGCGUCAUUGCUAGACGCACAGAGUUUCGUGAGAGCUUCAGACAAAAGAAGAUUCUGCAAGUGCACAGUUCCCUAUUGAUGGAUCCGGAUCUGCCGGAGUACCAGGCAACAUCGGCAGACGAAAAGGCUUUGGUUGAAGCCAGCGCCAGAUGCGGAAUCGUUUUUCAAAAUGCCACCAGCGACAUAAUAGAACUUAAUGUUCGUGACACCUUGAUGACCUUUAAAAAGCUAGAAGUUUUGGAAUUCACUUCCGAACGUAAGAGAAUGUCGAUAAUAGUGAAAGAUAGUGCUGAUGAUUACUGGUUGUACUGCAAAGGAGCGGAUUCUGCAAUUCUGCCGCUAAUAGUCUCGGGACUGACUAACGAAACCAUCACUCACGUAGCCGAUUUCUCCAUGAGAGGAUUUCGAACUCUGGUCAUUGCAUACAAGAAGAUGGAUCAGGCACAGUUCGAGGAACUGAGGCAGAAAGUGGAACAAGCCAGACAAGUAAUUGGCAUCGACCGAGCAGCGUACAUGAAGAGAGCUUACAAUCAGAUGGAAAGCGGUCUCACUCUGCUAGGUGUGACUGCGGUCGAAGAUCGCCUUCAGGAAGGCGUACAAGACACGCUUGAGUGUCUACGAGUCGCUGGCAUUAAGAUAUGGGUGUUGACCGGAGACAAAGCAGAAACCGCUGAGAAUAUAGCCUUCCUCUGUGGACAAUUCAAAGAGGGUACCGAAAUAUUGAGAUUGUUAGAAAUAUCCAUCGACCAAACUUGCUUUCAUCGUGUUAUGGAUUUUGAACGAAGGAUAAAGCUCGAACCUUACAAACAAUACGGACUGUUGGUCGAUGGUAGUAGCAUAGCAGUCGCAUUGAGAACAUGCUUGGAAGAAUUUCGAUUCGUGGGAAUGGCCUGUGAGGCGGUAGUUUGUUGCCGGUUGACGCCUCUGCAAAAGAGCGAAAUCGUGAGGAUGGUUAAAGAAGAAAGGACUCAACCGCACACGGCUGCCAUUGGCGACGGGGGUAACGAUGUCGCGAUGAUACAGGAGGCGCACGUUGGAAUUGGCAUAAUGGGUAAAGAAGGCCGCCAAGCGACCAUGAGUUCCGAUUUCGCGAUAGCGAAAUUUAGAUUUUUGAAGAAGGCAUUACUGGUGCACGGACACUGGUUUUACAUGCGAAUCAGCACUUUGACGUUGUAUUUCUUUUACAAGAACAUUCUGUUCAUAACGCCACAAGUGCUGUUUGGCUUUCACAGCGGUUUUUCUGGCCAGGCAUUUUACGACGGUAUGUUUUUAAUGCUUUACAAUGUACUAUUUACGUCUCUACCAAUACUGACGUACGGAUUGUUUGAGCAAGAUUAUAGCGCUAAUACGCUGCUGCAUUAUCCCUAUAUGUAUAAAAUGUAUAAAAGAAAUUAUUUAUUGUCGGGGAAACAGUUCUUUAUAUGGACAUUACUAGGUUUCUGGCAUACCUCAGUCAUAUAUAGUAUGACGUACUAUUGCAUACAGACCAAUCCUAUUGCUUUGUACAAUAAUACACCGGUAGACCAAUGGACGUUCAGUACAUAUGUUAUUCAUUUAGUUACAAUAGUAGCCAAUGUACAGAUACUAUUUCGCAGUUCGUAUUUAACGAAGCCGUUCCUGUUAGCAGUGGUAUUAUCACAAUUAGCGUUUUGCGCAUUCGCGAUUGGAUAUUCAUUCGUGAACAAAAGGUACGAUGGCGACAUGCUAAUGAUCUACCCGAUGAUAUUAUCAUCGAUGACCUUCUGGUUGAUGACCAUAGUUAUUGUCAUCCUUUGUCUACUUCCCGAUUGUUUAAUUCUCAGAUACAACAGAUACAGAUCUGCUCGUGUAGCGAGACGAAACGAGGAACAUCCACGUCAUGUUAUCGUCAACGCUAACAAUACCAGAGAAACUAUACCGUUGCAAAUACGGAAUCGAAGCUUCUUCCGUAUAGUGCCAUGGGUGGGCAUCAUGCGAAGGAAGACUGUGUAAAAUAUAAUCAUAAGGAAUAGAUUUCGUUGUGUCAUUAUCAAGUUAGCAAAUCAUACCACGUCACGUCCGAAACUGUAAGUCGUCCAUUGAUUCAUACACCGA